Molecule: messenger RNA, 12151 nt
Organism: Talpa occidentalis (Iberian mole)
Lineage: Eukaryota; Metazoa; Chordata; Mammalia; Eulipotyphla; Talpidae
Gene: CACNA1E
Product: calcium voltage-gated channel subunit alpha1 E
Exons: 47
Coding region: 380-7246 (2288 amino acids)
Biological process (GO): calcium ion import across plasma membrane; chemical synaptic transmission
Cellular component (GO): membrane; neuronal cell body; voltage-gated calcium channel complex
Molecular function (GO): calcium ion binding; high voltage-gated calcium channel activity
Source: RefSeq, a predicted model, not a curated record
UGCAGCUGCAGCCUUCCAUCUCCUUUGUUAUCCCCCAGGCAGGCCCCUCUGGGGGGCAUGUGUGCGAGUUCUCUUUCCGAUUGUCAGAAAUUUCUUUUCCACUGUGUGGGCAAGAGACAGCAUAUUGAAAAAACUGUCUCCCUUCUCUUUAUUUUAUUUUCCGUUUCUCUCCCUGCCCUCCUCCUGCCUUCCUACCUACCCCCCUUCUUUCUUUUGAUUGCUCCUUCUUCCCCUUCAAUUUCACCCUCUCUCCUCCCCAGCCCUCCCUUGUUCCCCUUCCCCCAUCCUUUUGCUCUUUUAAAAGAAUUCAAUGAUGUCUCAGGAAUACUAGCACACUCUCCUCAUUCAGCUGAGCGCGGGACUCUGCGUUAAUUCAAGGAUGGCUCGCUUCGGGGAGGCGGUGGUCGCCAGGCCGGGGUCGGGCGAUGGAGACUCAGACCAGAGCCGGAACCGGCAAGGAACUCCGGUGCCGGCCUCAGGGCCCGCGGCCGCCUACAAGCAGUCGAAAGCGCAGAGGGCGCGGACUAUGGCUUUGUACAAUCCCAUUCCUGUCCGGCAGAACUGUUUCACCGUCAACAGAUCCCUGUUCAUCUUCGGAGAAGAUAACAUUGUCAGGAAAUACGCCAAGAAGCUCAUCGAUUGGCCGCCUUUUGAGUACAUGAUCCUGGCUACCAUCAUUGCCAACUGCAUCGUCCUGGCCCUGGAGCAGCACCUUCCUGAGGACGACAAGACCCCAAUGUCCCGCAGACUGGAGAAGACAGAACCAUAUUUCAUUGGGAUCUUUUGCUUUGAAGCCGGCAUCAAGAUUGUGGCCCUGGGCUUUAUCUUCCACAAGGGCUCAUAUCUACGCAAUGGCUGGAACGUCAUGGAUUUCAUUGUGGUCCUCAGUGGCAUCCUGGCCACGGCGGGAACCCACUUCAACACACAUGUGGACUUGAGGACCCUCCGGGCUGUGCGUGUCCUGAGACCCCUGAAGCUCGUGUCAGGGAUACCCAGCCUGCAGAUUGUGCUGAAGUCCAUCAUGAAGGCCAUGGUGCCUCUCCUGCAGAUUGGCCUCCUCCUCUUCUUUGCCAUUCUGAUGUUUGCUAUCAUUGGCCUGGAGUUCUACAGUGGGAAGUUGCACCGAGCUUGCUUCAUGAACAAUUCAGGUAUUCUGGAAGGAUUUGACCCCCCUCACCCAUGUGGCGUGCAGGGCUGCCCAGCUGGUUAUGAGUGCAGGGACUGGAUCGGCCCCAAUGACGGGAUCACCCAGUUUGAUAACAUCCUCUUUGCUGUGCUGACCGUCUUCCAGUGCAUCACCAUGGAAGGGUGGACCACCGUGCUGUACAAUACCAAUGAUGCCUUAGGAGCCACCUGGAAUUGGCUGUACUUCAUCCCCCUCAUCAUCAUUGGAUCCUUCUUUGUUCUCAACCUAGUCCUAGGAGUGCUUUCCGGGGAAUUUGCCAAAGAGAGGGAGAGAGUGGAGAACCGAAGAGCGUUCAUGAAACUUCGGCGCCAGCAGCAGAUCGAGCGUGAGCUGAAUGGCUACCGAGCCUGGAUAGACAAAGCAGAGGAAGUCAUGCUCGCUGAAGAAAAUAAAAAUGCUGGAACAUCAGCCUUAGAAGUGCUUCGCAGGGCCACCAUCAAAAGAAGCCGGACAGAGGCCAUGACACGUGACUCCAGCGAUGAACACUGUGUCGAUAUCUCCUCUGUGGGCACACCUCUUGCCCGAGCCAGCAUCAAAAGUGCAAAGGUGGAUGGGGCUUCCUAUUUCCGGCACAAGGAAAGGCUUCUGCGCAUCUCCAUCCGCCACAUGGUUAAAUCCCAGGUGUUCUACUGGAUCGUGCUGAGCCUUGUGGCUCUCAACACCGCCUGUGUUGCCAUUGUCCAUCACAAUCAGCCCCAGUGGCUCACCCACCUCCUCUACUAUGCAGAAUUUUUGUUUCUGGGACUCUUCCUCUUGGAGAUGUCCCUGAAGAUGUAUGGCAUGGGGCCUCGCCUUUAUUUUCACUCUUCAUUCAACUGCUUUGAUUUUGGGGUCACAGUGGGCAGUAUCUUUGAAGUCGUCUGGGCAAUCUUCAGACCAGGAACAUCUUUUGGAAUCAGUGUCUUGAGAGCUCUCCGGCUUCUAAGAAUAUUUAAGAUAACCAAGUAUUGGGCAUCACUACGGAAUUUGGUGGUCUCCUUGAUGAGUUCCAUGAAGUCUAUCAUCAGUUUGCUCUUCCUCCUCUUCCUCUUCAUCGUUGUGUUUGCUCUCCUAGGAAUGCAGCUGUUUGGAGGCAGGUUUAACUUUAAUGAUGGUACUCCUUCGGCAAACUUUGACACCUUCCCUGCAGCCAUCAUGACUGUAUUCCAGAUCCUGACAGGUGAGGACUGGAAUGAGGUGAUGUAUAACGGGAUCCGUUCCCAGGGCGGGGUCAGCUCAGGCAUGUGGUCAGCCAUCUAUUUCAUUGUGCUCACCUUGUUUGGCAACUACACACUGCUGAAUGUGUUCUUGGCUAUCGCUGUGGACAAUCUGGCCAAUGCCCAGGAGCUGACCAAGGAUGAGCAGGAGGAAGAGGAAGCCUUCAACCAGAAGCAUGCACUGCAGAAGGCCAAGGAGGUCAGCCCGAUGUCUGCACCCAACUUGCCUUCUUUCGAGAGGGAGCGCAGGCGCCGGCACCACAUGUCUGUGUGGGAGCAGCGUACCAGCCAGCUGAGAAGGCAUAUGCAGAUGUCCAGCCAGGAGGCCCUCAACAAGGAGGAGGCCCCACCCAUGAACCCCCUCAACCCUCUCAACCCACUGAGCCCCCUCAACCCCCUCAACGCCCACCCCAGCCUUUACCGGAGACCCCGGCCCAUUGAAGGCCUCUCCCUGGGCCUGGAGAAGUGUGAGGAAGAACGCGUCAGCCGUGGAGGGUCCCUCAAAGGGGACAGAGGGGACCUGUCCAGUGCCCUGGACAACCAGCGAAGCCCCCUGUCCCUGGGCAAACGGGAGCCUCCAUGGCUGGCCAGGCCCUGUCACGGGAACUGUGACCCAGCCCAGCAGGAGGCUGGAGGAGGGGAGACUGUGGUGACCUUUGAGGACAGGGCCAGGCACAGGCAGAGCCAGCGGCGCAGCCGGCACCGCCGUGUUCGCCUGGAAGGCAAGGAGCCUGCCUCGUCCUCCUCCCGGAGCCGGUCAGCCAGCCAAGAGCGGAGUCUGGAUGAAGGUGUGUCCACCGAGGGGGAGAAAGAGCUUGAAUCCAGGAGCAGCCAUGGGAGCAAGGAACCCACAAUCCAGGAAGAAGAAAGAACCCAAGACUUAAGAAGGACCAACAGUCUGAUGGUGUCCAGAGGCUCCGGGCUGGCCGGAGCCCUUGAUGAGGCCGACACACCCUUAGUCCUGCCCCAGCCAGAGCUGGAAGUUGGGAAGGAGGCAGCACUGACGGAGCCAGAGCCAGAGGGCAGCAGUGAGCAAGCCCUGUUGGGAGAUGUCCAGCUGGACAUGGGCCGAGUCAUCAGCCAGAGUGAGCCUGACCUCUCCUGCGUCACAGCCAACACGGACAAGGCCACCACGGAGAGCACCAGUGUCGCUGUUGCCAUCCCCGACGUGGGCCCCUUGGUGGAUUCUACUGUGGUGCACAUUAGCAACAAGACUGAUGGUGAGGCCAGCCCUUUGAAGGAGGCAGACAUCAAAGAGGAUGAGGAGGAGGUGGAGAAGAAGAAGCAAAAGAAGGAGAAGCGGGAAACAGGCAAAGCCAUGGUGCCCCACAGCUCCAUGUUCAUCUUCAGCACCACCAACCCGAUCCGCAGGGCCUGCCACUACAUCGUGAACCUUCGCUACUUUGAGAUGUGUAUUCUCCUGGUCAUCGCGGCCAGCAGCAUUGCCCUGGCAGCUGAGGACCCAGUCCUGACCAACUCGGAGCGCAACAAAGUCCUGAGGUAUUUUGACUAUGUCUUCACUGGCGUGUUCACCUUUGAGAUGGUUAUAAAGAUGAUAGACCAGGGCUUGAUCCUGCAGGAUGGGUCCUACUUCCGAGACCUGUGGAACAUCCUGGACUUUGUGGUGGUGGUUGGUGCCUUGGUGGCCUUCGCUUUGGCAACCAACAAGGGGCGGGACAUCAAGACCAUCAAGUCCCUGCGGGUGCUGCGGGUCCUAAGGCCACUGAAGACCAUCAAACGUCUGCCCAAGCUCAAGGCUGUCUUCGACUGCGUGGUGACUUCCUUGAAGAAUGUCUUCAACAUACUCAUUGUCUACAAGCUCUUCAUGUUCAUCUUUGCUGUCAUUGCUGUUCAGCUCUUCAAGGGAAAGUUCUUUUAUUGCACAGACAGUUCCAAGGACACAGAGAAGGAGUGCAUAGGCAACUAUGUUGAUCAUGAGAAAAACAAGAUGGAAGUAAAAGGCCGGGAGUGGAAGCGCCAUGAGUUCCACUACGACAACAUCAUCUGGGCCCUGCUGACCCUCUUCACGGUCUCCACAGGAGAAGGGUGGCCGCAAGUUCUGCAGCACUCCGUGGACGUGACAGAGGAAGACCGAGGGCCCAGCCGCAGCAAUCGCAUGGAGAUGUCCAUCUUCUACGUGGUCUACUUUGUGGUCUUCCCCUUCUUCUUUGUCAAUAUCUUUGUGGCUUUGAUCAUCAUCACCUUCCAGGAGCAAGGGGACAAGAUGAUGGAGGAGUGCAGCCUGGAGAAGAAUGAGAGGGCGUGCAUCGACUUCGCCAUCAGCGCCAAGCCGCUCACCCGCUACAUGCCUCAGAACAGGCACACCUUCCAGUACCGUGUCUGGCACUUCGUGGUGUCCCCGUCCUUCGAGUACACCAUCAUGGCCAUGAUCGCCCUGAACACCGUGGUGCUGAUGAUGAAGUACUACUCUGCUCCCUGCACCUAUGAGCUAGCCUUGAAGUACCUGAAUAUCGCCUUCACCAUGGUGUUUUCCCUGGAAUGUGUCCUAAAGGUCAUCGCCUUCGGCUUCUUGAACUAUUUCAGAGACACUUGGAAUAUAUUUGACUUCAUCACCGUCAUUGGCAGUAUCACAGAAAUUAUUCUGACAGACAGCAAGCUGGUGAAUACCAGUGGCUUUAACAUGAGCUUUCUGAAGCUAUUUCGUGCUGCCCGCCUCAUCAAGCUCUUGCGGCAGGGCUACACCAUCCGUAUUUUGCUCUGGACAUUUGUGCAGUCCUUCAAGGCCCUUCCCUAUGUCUGCCUCCUGAUUGCCAUGCUCUUCUUCAUCUAUGCCAUCAUUGGGAUGCAGGUGUUUGGAAACAUAAAAUUAGACGAGGAGAGUCACAUCAACCGGCACAACAACUUCCGGAGCUUCUUUGGGUCCCUCAUGCUUCUUUUCAGGAGCGCCACAGGCGAGGCCUGGCAGGAGAUCAUGCUGUCGUGCCUCGGAGAGAAGGGCUGCGAGCCGGACACCACGGCGCCGUCUGGGCAGAACGAGAACGAGCGCUGUGGCACCGACCUGGCCUACGUUUACUUUGUCUCUUUCAUCUUCUUCUGCUCCUUCCUGAUGCUCAACCUGUUUGUGGCUGUCAUCAUGGACAACUUUGAGUACCUGACUCGGGACUCGUCCAUCCUGGGGCCUCAUCACCUGGAUGAGUUCGUCCGUGUCUGGGCAGAAUAUGACAGAGCUGCGUGUGGCCGCAUCCAUUACACUGAGAUGUAUGAAAUGCUGACUCUCAUGUCACCACCGCUAGGCCUCGGCAAGAGAUGUCCCUCCAAAGUGGCAUAUAAGAGGUUGGUCUUGAUGAACAUGCCUGUAGCUGAGGACAUGACUGUCCACUUCACCUCUACGCUGAUGGCUCUGAUUCGGACAGCCCUGGACAUCAAAAUUGCCAAAGGUGGUGCGGACAGGCAGCAGCUAGACUCAGAGCUCCAAAAGGAGACCCUGGCCAUCUGGCCUCACCUGUCCCAGAAGAUGCUAGAUCUGCUGGUGCCCAUGCCCAAAGCCUCUGACCUGACUGUGGGCAAAAUCUAUGCAGCAAUGAUGAUCAUGGACUACUACAAGCAGAGUAAGGUGAAGAAGCAGAGGCAGCAGCUGGAGGAACAGAAAAACGCACCCAUGUUCCAGCGCAUGGAGCCCUCCUCCCUGCCUCAGGAGAUCAUCGCUAAUGCCAAAGCCCUGCCUUAUCUCCAGCAGGACCCAGGCCUGAGUGGCCGUAGUGGAUACACGUCGAUGAGUCCACUCUCCCCCCAGGAAAUAUUCCAGUUGGCUUGUAUGGACCCAGCUGAUGAUGGACAGUUCCAGGAACAGCAAUCUCUGGAGCCAGAGGUUAGUGAAUUAAAAAGCGUGCAGCCCUCUAACCAUGGCAUCUACAUUCCUUCGGACACCCAGGAGCAUGCGGGAUCUGGGAGGGCAGCCUCUAUGCCACGUCUGACUAUGGAUCCCCAGGUGGUGACAGACCCCAGCUCCAUGAGACGAUCGUUUUCCACUAUUCGGGAUAAGCGUUCCAAUUCUUCAUGGCUGGAGGAGUUCUCCAUGGAGAGAAGCAGCGAAAACACUUACAAGUCUCGCCGCCGGAGUUACCACUCCUCCCUACGGCUGUCAGCUCAUCGCCUGAACUCAGAUUCAGGCCACAAGUCUGACACUCACCGCUCAGGGGGCAGAGAACGGGGGCGGUCCAAAGAGCGUAAGCAUCUUCUUUCUCCUGAUGUCUCCCGCUGCAAUUCAGAGGAGCGGGGAACCCAGGCCGACUGGGAGUCCCCAGAGCGCCGCCAGUCAAGGUCUCCCAGCGAGGGCAGGUCACAGACGCCCAACAGACAGGGCACGGGCUCCUUGAGCGAAAGCUCCAUUCCCUCCAUCUCGGACACCAGCACCCCAAGGCGAAGUCGUCGGCAGCUCCCACCGGUCCCUCCAAAGCCUCGGCCCCUCCUUUCCUACAGCUCCUUGAUGCGACACACAGGGAGCGUCUCUCCCCCCGCUGAUGGCAGCGAGGGCGGCUCCCCGCUGGCCUCCCAAGCUCUGGAGAGCAACGAGGCCGGCCUGACCGAGUCUUCCAGCUCCCGGCACGCACAGCAGGGCCAGCAUGCCUCCCCACAGCGCUACAUCUCCGAGCCCUACCUGGCCCUGCACGAAGACUCCCACACCUCGGACUGUGGUGAGGAGGAGACACUCACCUUCGAAGCAGCGGUGGCCACCAGCCUGGGCCGCUCCAACACAAUUGGCUCGGCCCCACCCCUGCGGCACAGCUGGCAGAUGCCCAAUGGGCACUACCGGCGGCGGAGGCGUGGGGGGCCUGGGCCAGGCAUGAUGUGCGGCGCUGUCAGCGACCUCCUAAGUGACACGGAAGAAGAUGACAAAUGCUAGAGGCUGCUCCCCCCUCCGAUGCAUGCUCUUCUCUCACAUGGAGAAAAUCAAGACCGAAUUGGGAAGCCUGUGAGGCCCGGGGGGGAGGAAGAGGGAGGAGGAAGAAGCAAGGACACCAUGUAAUGUCAGAGGAGAGAAAGGAAAAGACAAACCAGUCAAACCCACCAAAUUGCUUUAUUUCCCCUUUGCAAGAUAGGCACUGCCAUAGUUCUGCCUCUUUGCUGGGGAAAGAAAUUCCAAGAACAUGGAGGGUUAUUCCCACAGGAGAAGGGACACGAGGAUGGCUAUGCUUCCCCUGGCCUCUUCCCACUUUUCUACAAGCCGUGGCGGGAUCGAGCCGGCCUGUGUCUAUGCGUACUGCCCCGAGAAGCCUGGAAGACUCUCUGGCUCUACACUGGGGAGCCAUGGAGACUGUGGGAGAGCACCCUCCUCCCUCCACCGCACCACUGCCGCCAGGCGCUACAGCAGCAUCUCAUGCUUCCUCCUGUGACUUGUUGCCCCCAAGAAGCACAGGCUAAGUUCAGGAGCAUCGGCUGCCAAGGUGGGGGAAGCCAGGGAGGGAGGACAAGCUGCCAUGGAAGGGGUCAGAGUGCUGUGGCAGCAGCAGCAAGGGCUGGUCUGGAUGAGCAAAGCCAUAGCCCAGCAGCCACGCCAUGGAGGAAAGGGUGGUCCUGGGGGGAGCAGGUCUGUUAGUACACAGUAGGUGCUGUGAGCACCAGAAGAGGCUGAGGGUACUUGGGGGCCCUAGAGGCACCUACAACUCUGCUAAGCAUCAUUUUGGAAAAGCAUUAAUAGCUCUAUAGCCAGGGCACCAGCUGAAGAGAGUGGAGUCCAGCCUUACUGCUGGAGCCCCAGGUCAGGCCUUUGACCCAAAGCUACCGGUCAUGGGGGGGACACUGAGGGUGAGCUAAGUGCGGUUGGGGGACUUAGGCAGCGUCCAUUUCCAGCCCGUACAGUAGUCAUUCUGCUUGUGGACAGUGCGGCAGUUGCCCCAGCACACAAUGGCUCAGUGUCAGAGCCCACACUCUGGCCCAGAGAGUGGGCCUCUCCACCGGGCAGCCAGAGGCCCAGCCUUCCCUGCCACUCCCCCAAGAGGGCCACACACAUACCCGAGGCAGGUCACACGUCGCCUAGUAGGGACUCCUACAGAAAUGGGCAAGGCCGAGAGAGAAACAAGAGAAGCUUCCAUGAAAGUCAGUCUGCACUCCCCUAAGACCUCCUGCAAGGAAGGACUGAUGGUGGCAGCUUCUGCAGCUGAUUUGUGGUUGCGGGUCAGUUUGUCAGGAUACUUUUAAGGUUAUUAGUAAAUAUACCUCAGCUUCAGCCUGGACUGCUCCUUCGAGCAAAGCAGGCUCUGAUGGGGCCUCAUCACGCAAUGUGACGUAAUGAGGCCCUGGGCCAGCACUGGGUUUUACCCUUCCCCAGAGUAAGAGCUGGACAGACAACAGCCUGAGGCCACUAUGUCCUUUCUCACCCCCUAAAAAAACUCAGAAAGUGGGACCUUUCAGCUAAUCAGUGUCCUUCAGUCUAGAUUAUCCACUGGCUCAAACAUGGCACUGUCUUUCUCUGAUGGAGAGGCACCUUUCCCGAAAGUCCCUCCUCACUCUCCAGAGGUGAGGAAGGGCCACCCUUUCCCAGACAAGGACCAGUGGAACCUGCCUCACAGGACCCUCCCUGGGGAGACUCAGAGGCCCAGGACAAAGAUCACAGUGUCUAGGCACCUUUUUUAUCCUCCUCCAGCCCAGACAGACCCUGGAGUAGGAGCAGUCGGUGGUUGCUAUUUAUCUUAGAAGACCUCUUUUUUUCUGAGGAAAUUUUGGUUUGUAGUUUUUUUGUUUGGGUUGAAACAGUUACAUCAGCCUCCAAAAGCCCAAUCCAAUCAUGUGGCUGUAGCACCAUUCAUCAUGGCCCCACCUUCUAGAUAGUGAUGGAGCUUCAUGACCCACGGUCAGCCCCCAAACCAAAGUCGUCCCAUGGCAGGAGACUCACGAGGCAGAGACAAUGGCCUCCCACUCUCAAGCCCUCUUCUACUUUCCUCUCCUGCUUAGCACAUGUGUGCCGGAGGGCAGCUGGGAAUAUGAGCACCCCGAUCCCAACAGACGUGAUAGUUACGUAAGACUCAGAUGCUGGGCCCUGUAGUGUUGGAAAGGUUUCCUCUGCUCAGCAUCAUCUCCUGCCAAAGUGCUGCUAUGGGCUGCUCUGUGUGCACAAAAUUGCUUUCUUCCACCUUGGAAAUACAGCUUUCCCUAGGGAAAGGCCUGCAACAGGAAGGCCAUUCUGAGCCAGCGUGUCUAUUGCAUUGUGUUUUGAGAAAGAGAAUUGAAGUGAUACCUUAUGCCAUUUCAAUAGUGGGAGAAAUUUAGGCUGGCAGAGCAAUUACCAGAAGUGGAAUUUGCCUGCACACAACAUUACGAACAGUAAAUUGACUGUGCUAGGAAACCUCCUUAGACGCCCGAACUCCUUAAACUCACAGACACAAGUGUUUGAGUCCUGAAUAAAGUGAUAUAAAGCAACAGACAUGGUCCCUGACCGACCACCUGGGUUAUGAACUCGUUUCCUUGACCCAAGGGAUUGGGUUUCUCACCCCUUAGCCUGCACUUACCCUUCUAUGAAGACCAGAAAGUAAAAACGAAUUUUCUAUUAAGUCAAGGAUCUCAUACUGUAAUGACCUCCUUCCAUCUCUGAAUAGAUAUGAAUUCCAACCUCCCCUCCAGCAGUGGCUAGGGCAGCCCCUCUAGGUACCAGAAACCACCUUGUCUCAUCUCUGGAAAAGAGGUCCCUUUAGAUGUCAGAAUAACCCUCUUUGGGUUCAAAAAUAUGACAGCAUCUUAAGCCCCUCAAAGCAAAAGAAGCCUUAGAUACACAACAUAACAUUUAGUACAGUAGGUUCUUCAGAGGAAUCUUUAGCUUUGUGUCCAGUUGGCUUUGCUAAUGUUAAUCUUCAGCAUCUCUUCUAAACAAGCAAUGGAGGGAGGGUGUGGAAAAAGAGGAGGGAAAGAAAACCAUCCCAGGCAGGUGUUCAACUGGGUUUGCAUUCACCUCUCCCUUCACCUAAGGCCCCAGACUUCUGGUGGGGAAUUCCUGCCUGUCCCUCUCUCUGUCACCAAGAGGGCAGAGCACCAGCUGGCCUUCAACAAUGGGGGCCAGCACCCUCAACUCUAGGCCAAGGUCAGGAAAGAGUUAUCUCUACCAGAAAGAGACAGUGCCCUGAGUAUCCCCGAGCCAUAAACACAACUGCCCGGUAUGGGCCUGUCUGUUCUAGCUGAAGAAACUAUUCUCUCAUCAUCCCCCAGGUGCUGAGAUCACACACAACAUUUCUCUGGGGCUGAACUUCAGAUAUUCUAAAUUUUGCCCUCCCUUGCUUCUGGCAAUGGCAAGAGAAACUCCAUGUUCCUCUACGCAGCCAGCCUCCUGUCUUGCCCCCUACACAUCCCACAUGCUGAACCCUCUGUCCCCACGCCAGCCCUUGUUUUGCUGCAUGUACCUCUGACCCAACUCCCAAGAUGGUUAAAUCCAUCAGAUCCCAGCUUAGUUGCUCACCUGCCUGCCUCUGCUGUGCUCUCUGCUAUUGGGGUACACUUUCUUCUCAUGAAAAAAAGUUGGGAAUUCAUAACGCGAUAAUCACAAGAUGAUCUGAAGAAGAAUGAAAGGCACAGGACUGAGAGGGGGAUUAUAGACAAAAUGUGCACAGAUUGCAUAAAAAAAUCCUCUGCAGGAGAAAGUUCUCUGCAGGCAUAACAGAAAACCAAAAUUAUGUAAAAUUUGGUUCUAAGAAAAAGCUCUCUCUCAUUCCACCCUAUUUCUAAAGUCUGCUCUGGAUAUUCAUUUUUUGGCCCAAGUAUUAUGGGGUCAAGCCAGGGACAAAUCAGGAGUUUUAAUUAAGGAUUUGCUCAAUGAUAAAUUUGCCAGGAUGUAUAUAGAGGCACAUAGGACAGCGGGAAAGGAACAGAUAGUCACCUACCCUGCAGGGAUCUUGUGAGACUUGAAGGUUAAGAAAGUUCCACUUAUGGUUUUGUUUUUUGUUUUCAUCAGUUUCAAGGCUUUACAUUUUGAGACCCUCCAAGGUUUGGUGCUGCAAAGAGUUGUGAUGGGAGGGGCUUGUCCCUACCUUGUGGUGGACUCUCUCCUUUUCAUCUGUCCUAUCCCUCUUCCCUCCCUCUGGGGCCCAGGGUGUUGUGCUCUGCCCUGGGGGUUCAGGAGAGGACUUUAUGAUGCAGAAAACGAGGAAAGCAGCUCCUCAUAUGUGGCCAGGCAAGGCGUGAUGGCUUAACCCCAGCCAAGUGCUCCACAGGAAAUUGGUCCCUGUUCCAGUCAUUGAUCACUUAAACAUCACCACUCUGAGACUCUUAACAAAAGCCUAACAAAGGUAACUCAGGAGCCAGGAACUAUCCUGUCUGUGAGGUAGAUCAGAGAUUCCACAUGAACAAGAACUGCCUGUGCCCAUAGUUGUGUCUUUUAAUUUUGUGUUUCACCCCUGUUCUGCCUUGGGCCAGGUCUGCCACAGCAGCGCUACAACUGCUGGCUUCUGGCCACAGGGUCAGGCCAGCUACAGACUCCUGAGGAGACCUUCAGCUGCCAUGUGCUGCCACAUGCAUGUAAAAGACAUGUCACCUGUGGGAACCAAAGCUUGGGAUCAGAAAGAACUAUCUUGGGUUUCUAGGGGCCAUCUUUCUCUGCCAUUGAACCCUUUCUCUUUGACUGUCAGAGGUGUUUGCGUCCCAGAAAUCACUCCACACCAAAGAAACCACAUCCAUAGAUGGUCCCCAACUACUGAAGGGUUGGGAAGCUUCUCUCCAGCCAGCUGGUGGAGAAGUAUGGGUGAGGCUCACCUCAGUUUCAUGGGGGCUGGUGAGGUGGGGAGGAGCAAACUGCCUUCCACUUUUGUCAUCUUGCUUCCAUGGUGGG